AUGCACAAACUAAGCAGACAAAACAAAGUACCAGCAGCUAAGUUGACGAUUAAGAAGAAACACGAAAGAGUAAAUGCAGACGUGAAGAAAAUUGUGCUACCUGAAAAGUUGGAUACCGCAGAUAUCUCAUUGGUACCACCUGCAAAUGUAGACUGUACACCGAUUGAAAAACAAGAGGAUAAGGAAAAUUGCAUCGACUAUGCCAGUUUAAUUCCUAAAAAUAAGGAUAUUAAAAAAAAACAAGAUGUAUACACUGAUGCUGAAAUAGCGAAGUUUUUGACUGAAUUUGAUACCUCUGACUUUUAA
This is a messenger RNA of Parnassius apollo (apollo), 306 nucleotides long. Lineage: Eukaryota; Metazoa; Arthropoda; Insecta; Lepidoptera; Papilionidae. The record is from the annotation of a GenBank genome assembly.